GGCCGCUUCGAGGAACUUCGGACAUGAAAUCACGCUCAUCCUCGUCCUGCUCGUAUCCUGCUGGAUCGUGCAGGAUCGGUUAGUGCUUGGGAUGUCCGAACCACCGGAGUUAACCACGACGGAAGACUUAAUCGACAGGGGGACGAAGAAAUUUGGCGAUGAUUGCGUGGAAGAUCGUGAAUGCAGUUUCUCUGGCUCUUAUUGCGAGCCAAAAAAGAACAAAUGUUCGUGUAGAGAGGAAUUCGAGGCGACGAAUCAUAUCGACAAAUGUGGACACCCGGUGAACGUGAACGAAUCAUGCUUUUUCCAUGAGCAAUGCGAAGCUAGAGUGAGCCAAACCGAAUGCAGGGACAAUCGUUGCAUUUGCAUCUUCGAGAAGAUUCCGGUUACCCAACCUGACGGCAUGAUUGUGUGUGUCGCUGAGCAAAAAGAGGAACCCAAUCUUCAAUAUAUCGAUCCGACGAUGAUUGGUGUUCUCGUUGGUAUGGCCCUCAUGUUCAUCAUCAUCUGCGUCGUCCUUAGGCUUUUCAGCAAAGCUCGUUGGCGUGAAAAUCGUACAAUUUUUAACACCCCGAACGCCCGUCUAAUGAACGUAUCGUUACUAAGAGAGAACAAGCUCCUGCAUCCGCAGGAAAGACGCGGUUCAAGGGCAAGCGUACGAGUUCCCUCGAGGCAACCCUCGAUGGCCUCCUUACGUGCCCAUUCGCCGAAUGCCUCGCAAGGGUCACGAACAGGAUCACGACGGGGAAGUCGGGGUAGCAGUGGGAAUGCGUCAGCCGUCUCAACGAAAUCGAACAAAUCGCCACCUAAUCAACCAAAUACCAUGUCUGAAACUGUUCAUUCGGAAAAUGUCACCGUUGAAAUUCUCGAGGCUAAGGCGUAGAUCCACUGGAAAUCCACGACCAUCGUUGCUACACCUUUCUCUUUCCAAUGACGGUUGUGAAGUCGCCCUAAAGAAAGAAUCGUCUAGACGUUUUCAAAGCAAUUUUACGCAAUCUCUUUUUCAAAAUGUACAAAUUCCUAUUCACAUAAAUCCCUUUUCUCUUUUUUAUUCGAAAAAAUUCGCUCCUUUAAGUCUUACGUCUACUGCUUUGGUACAAAGAAUUUUUCUGAUUGACAUGCGUUUGCAUAUAACUUAUCCGGCC
Messenger RNA from Apis dorsata (giant honeybee), 1145 nucleotides. RefSeq lists its product as uncharacterized. The record is from RefSeq and is a predicted model, not a curated record. The transcript has 6 exons. The coding region runs from base 92 to 883 and encodes 263 amino acids. NCBI's taxonomy places the organism in Eukaryota, Metazoa, Arthropoda, Insecta, Hymenoptera, Apidae.